Messenger RNA from Gopherus evgoodei (Goodes thornscrub tortoise), 1828 nucleotides. RefSeq names its product transducer of ERBB2, 1 (gene TOB1). The transcript is spliced from 2 exons. The coding region runs from base 307 to 1278 and encodes 323 amino acids. Lineage: Eukaryota; Metazoa; Chordata; Testudines; Testudinidae. Gene Ontology annotation, cellular component: cytoplasm; nucleus. The record is from RefSeq and is a predicted model, not a curated record. Gene Ontology annotation, molecular function: transcription corepressor activity. Gene Ontology annotation, biological process: regulation of gene expression.
GUAGGAGUGAAGCUGCUGUGGCGGAGGGCACCAGUCCUGGGGUGUGAGCAGCGCAGCCCCCCACCCCCCUUCCCCGCAGCGAGCCGGUUCUCGGACAUGGGGGUUCGGCACUGAGCCCCCCGCACUCUCACUGGGACUGUUUGCACCGCCCCCUGCACCCACCCCGGGAACAAGAACACUCAAGGUGAAGGAUAAUAAUCUACUAGAAUCAGCACUUUGAAUGAAAUUUUGUGUCCCUGUGGCAUCUUGAACAUUUUUUUUCUUCUUUGGGUUUUGAAACAGGCGUUAAACUUUGGCAUAGCAGCUAUGCAGGUUGAAAUCCAAGUAGCACUCAAUUUUAUUAUUUCAUAUUUGUACAAUAAGCUUCCCAGACGCCGUGUCAACAUUUUUGGUGAAGAGCUUGAAAGACUUCUUAAAAAGAAGUAUGAAGGGCACUGGUAUCCGGAAAAGCCAUACAAAGGAUCAGGGUAUAGAUGUAUACAUGUAGGGGAGAAAGUGGACCCAGUCAUAGAACAAGCAUCCAAAGAGAGUGGUUUGGACAUUGAUGAUGUUCGCGGCAACCUGCCUCAGGAUCUUAGUGUUUGGAUUGACCCAUUUGAGGUUUCAUAUCAAAUUGGUGAAAAGGGACCAGUGAAAGUGCUUUAUAUGGAUGAUAAUGAAAAUGGAUGUGAGUUGGAUAAGGAAAUCAAGAACAGCUUUAACCCAGAGGCCCAGGUGUUCAUGCCAAUUAGUGACCCAGCAUCUUCAGUUUCUAGCUCUCCUUCUCCUCCCUUUGGUCACUCUGCUGCUGUGAGCCCAACUUUCAUGCCCCGCUCCACUCAGCCUUUAACCUUCACCACUGCCACAUUUGCUGCCACCAAGUUUGGCUCGACCAAAAUGAAGAAUAGUGGCCGUAGCAACAAGGUCACCCGCACUUCUCCCACCAACCUUGGCUUGAAUGUCAAUGACUUGUUGAAGCAGAAAGCCCUUUCCUCCUCCAUGCAUUCGCUCUAUGGGCUUGGCCUAGGCAGUCAGCAGCAGCAACAGCAGAAGACGUCUGCCCUUUCUCCUAAUGCAAAGGAGUUCAUUUUCCCUAACAUACAGGGUCAAGGUAGUACCAGUAGCGUAUUUCCUGGUGACAGCCCCCUUAACCUCAGUCCUCUCCAGUACAGUAAUGCCUUUGAUAUGUUUGCAGCCUAUGGAGGUCUAAAUGAGAAAUCUUUUGUUGAUGGCUUGAAUUUUAGUUUAAACAACAUGCAGUAUUCUAACCAGCAAUUCCAGCCUGUUAUGGCUAACUAAAAAUAAAACAAAUGAAAUACGAAUAAAUCCUAUUGUAUAAGUUCAAAUGCACGUACCCAAGGGUGUAUCUUUUUUCCCACUUCUUGAGACUUUUUUUAAAGCUUGUAGUAUGAAUUCAUUCAAGCUUGGUUAGAUAAAUACAACAUGCAUCUUUUUUCAUUUGCCAGCCAAGCACAAAGUUAUUUUAUAUUGACUGUACAUUAAAAAAAUAUACUCAAAAUAUGGCCUCUUUCAGUAUUUAAGAUAUAGCAAGGACAUGGCUGAUUUUUAUAUAUAUAAAAAAUUGGCACUAAUAAGUGGGUUUAUUGGUCUUUUUCUAAUUGUAUAAUUUAAUUUAGUACGAAGUUUGUAAAAUAUCAGAGUAUAUAUAUUGUUUCUACAACAUGGUAUUGCAUUUAUAUCUUUUUACUACAGUGAUCUGUGACAGCUGCAGCAGCUUCAUGUAUUUUUUUUACUGAAAUUGUAAAAUAUCCAUCUUAGACAUCAAUUAUUCUAAAAAAAAAAAAAAAAAAUUUGUGUACAGAAUAUUCCUUAGUGGUGGAAUUAAAAU